Molecule: messenger RNA, 4960 nt
Organism: Metopolophium dirhodum (rose-grain aphid)
Lineage: Eukaryota; Metazoa; Arthropoda; Insecta; Hemiptera; Aphididae
Exons: 3
Coding region: 2909-4312 (467 amino acids)
Molecular function (GO): protein binding
Source: RefSeq, a predicted model, not a curated record
UCAAAUAUUGACAAAAUACUGAAAAAUCACAAAAAUUAGCAAAUUAUAUUGAGUUGAGAAUUCAUAAAAUUCUUCUCUGUAUUUCUUUCAACUUCCCUGUGUUUCUACCUCGAUACAUAGGUACUUUCAUGGACUUUCUUUUUAAUUCUUUUUCCUGUAUGUUCAUAUACCUAUUUUCUAUUAUAAACAUUAUCGAUGGUCACAAUACAUUUUUUACCAUUUUCAGGGUUAAAUAUGAGUCAUGAUACUAACAUUAUUGAAAAUCACAGAGUUCUAGUCUAUUUCUAUGUACUAUAAUAUUGUAUAAUAUAUUACCUAUGUACCUAUUGUAAAAUAUAUAAUUUAAAAUAGAUGACAAAUCUAAAAUCUAAGAGGUGAAUCAAAUAGAUAUUUAUUAUAGCAGCGGUUCUCUUAACCUUUUGUAGAUCGCGGAUCCUCUUACCAAUUUUUUUUUCAAAUACCUUUUUUUUUACAAAACAUCUCAUGUUAUCAUAACCAAAAUUAUAAUCAUUAUUUUAUAUAACAAAUUACAUAAGUAGACAUAACAAAACAUACACAUUUAUAAUUUUUUUAUUACAAUUAAUUUUUUAUAAAAAUGUAAUAUGUAUAAAACUAUAGUUGACUACGAUCGAUCAGCUGCACUUAAAUACAGUAAAUAUAAGACUUCCGAGACUACAGUGCUGUACGCAUAUGCAUUUCGUAUGAACAAGAAAAACUAAUUUUACUUAACAAAUAUUAAUAAUACAAUUAUUUGGUGUAAAAUCUACAUAUUAUAUAUAUGAAAAAAAAAUAAUAAUAAUCCAACAAUAUUGUAAUAAUGCAUUCAUGUCACUUAUUGACGUAUGUUAUGUGGCUGCCUAGUGCGUCACGGCCCUUAAGGCUGCCGCGGACCCUCGACACGAGUAUCGCCAGGGAGCCGAGGACCACAGGUUAAGAACCGCUGUACUAUAGGAUUUGUUGUUACAUGGUAGGUAAAAUAUGGCAUUCGUGUAGCAGGUGAUCUACUACUUCUUUUUAGAUGUAUCAGCAUAGGCGAAAAUAGGGUGGGGCUAAGCCUAUACCUAACUAAUGUGAAUUCAGCCCCCCAGAUUUAUAAUCGUAUUAAUGUAAUUUUCCUAAAGAAAAAAAUUAAAAUAUGACCUACGUCGUAGUAGGUGCAUAAUACAUAAAAAUAAAUUUAAAAAAAUAUGCUUUAAAAAAAUCAAGGGUAUUUUAUAAAAAUUGUUCAGAGAUUUUGAACGUUUUGUACAGUGUAUACAUAAUUACAUAUAAACGAUAAACCUAUUAAUAUUAUCGAAUAUCAGAAAUAAUAUUAAUAGUUUUAGUUUUAUGUUUGUGUUUAGCACGAUACUGUAGACAAUACCUAGAUAUCAAUUUCGUUUUAGUAGUUAUGGACAAUUACAUAAAUAUUGAUGUGGAAUCGGUUUUAAAUGAUUUUGCAAAAACUCAAAGACAAAUUAAUUUAAUUUUGUAAAUAUUAAUUAAAAUAAAAUUGUGUACAUUUAUUUUAUUUUAUAUGAUUGUGAUUUUUUAAAUUUAACUAAGCUUUUAUCUUGCAACAUUACAGCUUUUAGUGAUUAUAACUAAAAAUAAAAUUUCAAUGAUUAUUUUGGAUCAUUUAAAAGGUAUGGGGACAAAGCCUCAAUUUAUAAUUUUUAGUUAAAAAAUGGUAGGGCUGAAGCCCCCCCCCACAAUUGAAAUUCCCUAUUUGCGCCUUUGUGUAUCAGGUGAUCUAUCAUAUUAUAGUAGGUGUAGUCAGUGAUUUAUAAUUAUUAUUAUUAAUAUAUAAUUGAAACCUAUAUUUAUUAUUUUAUUAUAUGAUUUAAAAGGACUUCACACCCGCAUGUUUUGUCUCUGUCUUACACGUACGAUAAAGACAAAACGCGUUUACGCAAUCUGAGUAUAAAUUGCUCAAUUUUAUUCUAGAGUAAAAAUACCUAUAAUAAAAUUAAAUUGUGACAAUAUUUCUGGGAGAAAGUCGUUGCGUUUUUUCCAUUAUACCCAAUAACGUUCAUUAUAUCGUUUAGAAAUACCAAAAAUAUCAAUACUUUUUAAAUACUCAAAAUUAAAAUUUUUUAAAAAAAACUCACUGUCUUGCCUUCCAAACAGGGGCGGACUUACUAUUUUUCCGCCCCUAGGUACUACAACACUAGCGCCUCUUACAUUGGCGUGCUCCCAUGUUUAAUCUUUAAUAGUUUAAUAUUGUAAUUGAUUUUUCUUAUAGGUAGCCAGGUAGGUACUGAUUAAAGUGGUGAGCACUCUAUAUAGUCUCUAUGAUCGUAAUCGAUUAGCAGAUUUCUGAGAAGUAAGCACUAUGCAGGAGGCGGGCGACAGUGCCGUCGUCGUAAUGUUUAUUAUUAUUAAUUACUUUAUCAAAACAUCUGAUUUCCAGAAUUAAUUCCAUUAUUCUAAGAAUAGACUAGUUUGGUGGCGCGCGCCCGCGCACUUAUUGUGGUGCCGGGUGCGGGGUGAGGUGGGUCAUUCCAGUUAAUAUAAAAUAAUUUACUUGCUAAGCACUGUACGAGCUGCCCCCCCCCCCUCUAGCUAGUAGAGUGGCUGUAUACCAUGUACCCGGCGGCCCAAGGUACUAUAUUUGACAGCCUUGGCUGGCGUUUUUCGCAUACGUCAUUUACAAUAUUGUAUGUGUGAACGCCGCACACCCGUAUACCACCUCCCAUGCAUUAACAUAGGCAACGCCGGCAACUGCCUCGUCGAGUGUCGAUGUCGAACCUCUAGCGGUGGUGGCGCGCACCGUCCGCAGGAUUAAACUCAAACAGCAAGGUGCCAACGCAGUCAUCAGUUUUCUCUUCUCUCGUCUACCAAUUCUCUGGUAAUCUUGUUGCACCGAGGAUUCUACGGUUCGCUCAAAACACUACCGGCCGUGAAUUAUUUGAAAAAUACAUCCACGAUGGCAGCUAACGACGAUAGAACAUACGUCUUACCCACUCUUUUGAAGUCAGCUUACCGAGCAUGUAUCAAGAUCCACCGGGACAAGUACGACGAGUUGCGAGUUCCAGAUGUUGACUUGCAGGUUUGUUGCAAUUCCAUUUACCGUAUCAUAAGAAUGAACACGGUGAGUGGGAAUUUUGACUCAUUAGGCGAUAGACGGUUCAUGUACGAUAAAGUGCAAAAUUAUGCCUUUGACGUAUCAAUGACAAAUAUAUGUGAAAUGGCUGCAUCUUUCGGACACAUCGAGUGUCUGAUGAUGGCUCGUGAGAUGGGCGUUCCCUGGUACGAUUCGUACAAUUAUGGUCAAUCAGCAUGCUCCCUAGCUGCGGCAUCUGGCAAUCUCGAUUGCCUUGUGUACGCACAUGAGAAUGGUAGUGAUUGGGACGAGACAACGUGCAAAGCCGCCGCUAUUGGUGGACAUAUGGAGUGUUUGAGGUAUGCACGGGCCAAUGGAUGCCCCUGGAACGCAGACACAUGUUCUUAUGCUGCGACAAAUGGACACUUAGACGUUUUGCGUUAUGCACAUGAAACUGGAUGCCCAUGGGACGUACAUACGUGUUCUGAUGCUGCGAUGAAUGGACACCUUGAAUGUCUGCAAUACGCCCAUGAACAAGGUUGCCCGUGGGAUGAAGAUACUUGUUCUGAUGCUGCGUUGAAUGGACACCUUGAAUGUCUGCAAUACGCCCAUGAACAAGGAUGUCCAUGGGAUGAAGACACAUGUGAUUACGCUGCAAAGCAAGGUCACCUGGACUGUCUGCGAUACGCGCAUGAAAAUGGAUGCUUAUGGGAUGAGGUUACGUGUUCUAAUGCUGCGAUAAAUGGGCACCUUGACUGUCUCCGGUACGCACGUGAGAAUGGCUGCCCAUGGGCUGAAGAUAAGAUGUGUUCUGAUGCUGCAGUUAAUGGACAUCUUGAGUGUUUGAGGUAUGUACACGAAAGUGGAUGCCCGUGGGACAUUCAUACCUGUUGUGGUGCUGCGUUUAAUGGACACUUAGAAUGUCUUCAAUAUGCAUAUGAAAAUGGAAGCCCAAUGGACGACGAAGUGUGUAGUUGUUCUUUGCGAAACGGACACUUAGACUGUUUGGAAUAUGCCCAUAAAAAUGGAUAUCAACUGGACGAAGAUUCCUGUUCUAUUGCUGCGGAAAAAGGAUACCUAGAUAUUCUGAUCUAUGCUCAUAACAACGGAUGUGAAUGGGACGAAGACACGUGUUCUGAAGCUGCGAAGGGUGGACACUUGGACUGUCUCAUAUACGCGCAUGAAAAUGGUUGCCUAUGGGAUGAAGACACGUGUUCCGAAGCUGAGAUGAAUGGACACUUGGCUUGUCUGCAGUAUGCACAAGAAAAUGGAUGCCCGUAUGACUAAACUUUCUAAGGCGAUGGAAAGUGGAUAUCUAGACUGGCCUACCGUAUCCUGGAUCGUGUGCCGUCUAUUUAUUAAAAUUAAUGUAUCUUGGUCUGUUAAUGAGACCUUACAGGUACCUAAACAACAGAUGUCCAGAUUGGUGAAUGACCAACAGAGUUUAUAAUUGUAUUAUACUGCAAUUUCUAUAUAAAGAACUUCCGUUUCCUAAAAUGUUCUGUUGAAUGAAAUAUUUUUGAGAACCAUGAUGAAAGUUACCGACGACAGAACAUAAAUCAUACUCAAUUUUUGAAGUCAACUUACCACGCAUUUGUCAACAUUAUCAAGGUUUAUAAUUUAAUUACAGCGAAAAUUCCGUUUAACGAACUUUUAAUUGAUAACAUUUUUUGUUAGUUAUAAAAUAACGUAGGAAAUCUUAAUUAAAUUGUUUAUGUAAUUUCAAAUUAGUUAAUUGUAUAAUACAGAAUUUUAUUUUUAUACUGUAUAAAAUGAGUAUAAUACAGGUUUUUAUUUUUAUACUGUAAAAAAUGUGUAUAAUACAGGAUUUUAUUUUUAUACUGUAUAAAAUGUAUAUAAUACUGUUAUGGACGUCUCCACAACCUAGUUUGUUUGUUUGUUUGUUAAUAAAUAAAUAUGUGGUGUUAUCACUAA